GUCAGUGUACAUACCGCGUGAACUCCGAACGGCCUAAGCCUGGAUGGAAAAGAUCACACCAUCAUCGUUGACUCCAACAAUCGUUAGAACAGUAUUGCUCUUUCUUUGGGUUGCGACAGCCCUCGUUCCAAGAGGGGCCGGUACCGAGGUGUUCCUGGAGGAGCCACAGAAUACGACAGUUCAGGAAUCUGAAACAGCUCUAUUCAGAUGCUCUGUCGUGAACUUGAGCACAGUCUGGCUUGUAAACGGUUCAGAUGCUGGGUACACAGUGUUUCAAAUGAGAGGAGUCAUCAUUGUCCCAGAACCCAACGAUCACACCAGAUCGCAGCUGAAAGUGGCUGGACAUGUAUACAACAACAACACACAGGUUCGAUGUGUGGCUGUGCAGGAAUAUCCAGAGCUGAUAUGGAUCAACUCCAAGACAGCAGUGUUGAUUGUACAAGAGGCACCAGACCCAACAGUUGAGAGGUUUACUCACACUGGCUUACACUCAUCCUUACCCACACAAGCCGAGGAUCUGAGCAAAGCAUCAGGACACAGUAGUCCACCGUAUAAAACAGUCUCUACUUGGAAACUGCACGACAGUAGCAUGACACCCACACAUCCACGGAAAACCACUGAUACCGAGCAAGGAAUUCUCAAGCUGUUUACAACCAUGGUUCCUGUUAUUUUCUCACUGUUGAUAGUCGUCGUUUUCACUCUGGUAAUCUUACUCAUCUCCAUGAAAAGGAGAAAAGUUGGUGGUACGAAGGACGGUGACAUAAUGCUUGGUCCUAAUCCGGUGUAUGAGUACACAAAACCAAUUAAACUUCACAAGAAUGAGCUCUACGAAGUCUCUAAGCCUAUUCAGUGUCAGAAAAACUCAGCAUAAUGUUCUGUUUCGUGUUUUCAUUCAUGGUAUGAGUUUGUACUCGAGCACAUGCAUAUCUUCAUGCUACAUUUUUGUUUUUUUGGUUUAGAAAGCUAGACUGUCAUCAUCUGAGAGGUUGUGCUAACCAUGUCCAGUCUCUGUCGCUGUAGCUAUCUAUAAUAAUAUCCCAGUCACAUUCAGCAGCAGAGUUACUGAGCCCGACAUGGCAGCUGCUGAUGAUGGUGCAGUUGAAUCUGUACUGUACUGUACUGGCAGUCAACACAGAGGUGCGGUCUUGUUGGCAGGUGGCCUGACACACCCACACGUAGCUAUUGUUGUCUGCUUGUUCAAGGAUGAUUCUAACAGGUGCUAAAGGCUGACACGCAUGGGAAAUUUGAUAAUAAUGACUAAUCAAUGUAAUCGUCACUUGCUCUACACGGCACCAUAACCAAACACUAACCGCAUGCGCAUUACGUACGUAGCUAUUUGGCGAGCGGUAGCGGGUACCCAAUGGCACGAGCCAUCCUACCCUAUUUACAACUUGCACCUUGGAACCACAAAGAAGUACAGCCUCUGUCAGGAUGCAGCGAAUGCCGCCGAAUGGAC
Molecule: messenger RNA, 1456 nt
Organism: Geodia barretti
Lineage: Eukaryota; Metazoa; Porifera; Demospongiae; Tetractinellida; Geodiidae
Source: the annotation of a GenBank genome assembly